ACAUUUGAGAAUUAUUCAGUUCAAGUUUUUGCUGACAUGUAUUAAAGUGUUUUGAAUAUUUUUCCCUAUCAUCAGCCCAAGGAAAUGUAUUGGUAAGAGUCAUCUGGGGUUUUAGAGGAGAGUCACUGCAUGUAUGCACUAUUAAAUAUCUUCCCUUGCCACGGUAGCUGUCAUCCUGUAUGUGGCUGUCAUCCUGCAUGUAGCUGUCAUCCUGUAUGUCACGUAAUCACGACUUUCUAUUUUCCAUUUCAAUCACUAAUUUCAUGUAAGUUUUACACUCAAACUUGACCAAUACUCAUUUAAUUAUUUUGUUACAUCCUAUCACUGAUUGAUAUUCAUCUGGGCAUGUUGGAAUUGUGCUAUUAACUUAGUCACUGUUAUCUACAUUUACAUACAUAUACAUAUGUCUGUUCAUUCAUGGAAGCAUUUAUUCAUUAUUUAACCUAUAUAUUUCUGUGUCACUGCAAAAGCCGUAGCCCUACAGCUCCACCCAUCGCUCCCUCGGCCUCGGCCUCUGCCUCCAAAUGACCGAGCCCCGGUUCCUGCCCCGGUUCCUGCCCCGGUUCCUGCCCCGGUUCCUGCCCCGGUUCCUGACCCGGUCCCUGCUCCUGCCCUACUAGGGCGGAGCGAAGAGGAGGAUUUGCCCCGGCAGUCCUUCCUGCCUCCAAGGCCCGCCUCAGAAAGUGCCGAGCUGCUGCUUCCAGAGAGUUGGCGCUCAUCUCUCACCAAGGAGCAGCAGCGGUGGAUCGGCCGCACGCUGUUCACCAGGGAUAGCUUUGGGAGGUCGACACUCAUCACUGACCUGGUCACGUGGUGGAACCCUCCCCAACCGCGGCCGAUCUACAAUCAGCCACCCGCAUCCCCCGACCCCUUCUUCGCAUGUCAGCUGUUCCUUUGGAUGCCCGUACGCAUAUGGGCAUACAAGCUGGCAUGUCCCCAGUCUGGGUGCAGAGGCACACUGUGCAAGGCUGGACUCUACAAGACCAUCCGGAGGGUCUUGGACAUUGACCGCUGGUAUCUCAUGGCCACUGAGUACCUGGAAUGCGGCCGGUGUAAGAAGAAGGUCGCGGGGUGGUCACGGGACCUUGUCAGUCAGCUGGACGCUCAGCAUCGCUGCCAGUUUCCAGCAAUAUUGACAUACAAGCUGUCCUGUGACCUGCGGGUUGUGAGGAUGCUGAGGUCGCGCACUUUGGGGAACAGUGCGUCACAGACCUACAGCAAGCUGUGUGAAAGUCACAGCGAGUCCUGGAUGCGGCGUUGUAUACAGUACCUCGGGGUGUGCAAGCAGUUUCUGGCAUUGGGCAUUGGGCGGCAGUUCACUGAUCCACCGGAGAUGCCCCCGGUGCCCUCACCCGUCUGGCUUCUGACCGUCUACAGCCAUGACGUGCUAUCGCGGCUGGACGAGGUGAAGGCCAGGGUCACCUCCGUCUUUGGGUCCAUCUUAAAGAUGGACUCUACCAAGAAGGUGACUAAAAAGCUUGCGGGUACCGCUGCAGACACAGCCGCCUGGGUUACCAACGUCGGUAACGAGCAUGGGCAGGUCCUCGUCAGUGUCCUCACUGCCGGUGAGGGCGAGGGCCUGCUCCCCAUGGCGGCUGGUCUCAUGGAACGGUACCGGCUCGCCGGGGUGGCGCCCCCCAAGCUCAUGUACGUGGACCGAGACUGCUGCUCCAGCUUCGGCGGAUCAAAGACAGCUGCCAUGUACAAUGACUGGGACCAGCUGGUGGUUCGGCUGGACAUCUGGCACCUGAUGCGGCGGUUCGCGUCAGGUGUCACCACUGAGAGCCACCAGCUCUACGGUCCCUUCAUGCGGCAGCUGUCAGCCUGCAUCUUUGAGUGGGAUGCAGGCGAUGUCUGCCGACUGCUGGAGGCCAAGAGGUCUGAGCUGGAGGGGAAGCACGGGAUGGUCGGCCUCACCGAGGCAGAGGUUUCGAAGAAAAUCGGCAGGAAGGAGAUUGCGCUUCACUGCCGGCGUCGUACGCGUGGAGCUGCGGCGACAGAAGUCCUUCUCCUUGACCUCCUCGAGACCUUCAACAGCGAGAAGGGUCUCGACACCCUGGGCAUCCCGUUGCUGGACUCCAGCCGCAUUCAGGCGAUCUGGAAAGAGCAGAGGCGCCACCUCCACUGCAUACAGGACCCACCCGGUGUACAGCUGUACACAGAGACCGGCAAAAUCACCAAGGGCGGCGUGAUGUUGCCGGUUUAUCGCUGCGCACGGGGCUCCACAUCCUUGGAGUCAUUCCAUCUCCACCUCAACCGGUUCAUCCCAGGUACCAGGGCAAAUGCAAUGCAUUUCCAGGCAUUCCUGUUGGAUGGACUGAUGAGGUGGAACGAGGACCGUGCGCAGGCAGCAGUGGAGGGGAAGAACAGGAAGCCCCUGCUCUCCUACAGUGGCCACCUGCAGCACAUCCUUAACCUUAGCAGCCAAAUUGUGCUGGGCAAGGAUCAGGUUAAGGACUACUCCAAGCCUAGCGAGUACACAGGGGAACUCCUCGGAGUGGAGUACCUGUACUCGCAGACUGGCAGAGUGCUGCAGGAUGUCAGCGGGGACCCUGACCUUCCGGAAGAGGCCGCCGUCGAGCAGCUCGACGAGGAGGACGAGGGCUUUCAGGAGGAGGAUGUAGACCAGACAGUCCACAUCCCUCACGUCACUCCUAUGAGCGCCCCGUCCUCCAGCUCAGCAGCACCUCUGUCAUGGGGACCUGCUGACGCACCCAGGUCUGGGCCAUCCAGCCCCACCACCCCUGAAGACGGAAGCUCUCCUGAGGCCCCUGGUCGACACAGUUCUCCUCACCCUGACCACUCCUCUGAUUCAGAGGAGGAGACUAAAGGUCCUGAUGCAAUGCCAGGCUACCAGCAUGUCCGCAGGCUUGCCAGGGCCUUGGUGGGGGUGAGGAACCGUCAGGGGUUGUCGGACCGCAGGGUAGACGGUCUGGUGGCACUGUGGCAGGUGCUGCCAGACUUCGACAAACAGCGUUUGAUCUACCCUGCCCGACACCAAGAGAGGAUCGUUCAGGGGCGGUUCAAGGCAACGAAGGGGAAGUCGUCCAUUAUCCUAGGAAAAGACUCUCUCCAACGUUGCCUUCUCGGACUCAACUCGGGCCCUGCAAAUUGGCCGGGCACCAGCCGUUUGGUGGAGGCCAUUUGCAGUCAGCUCUGCCAAAUCCAUCCCAGCGCCACGCAGUCUGCCGGCGUCAAGAAGAGCAGGUGGGCGCUCAUUCUGGCAGACUACGUGGCCAUCAGGGAGGCAGUGCUGAACAGCCCGAGGUUGAUGGCCCAGACCAACCUUCAGCUCUUUGAGCUGAAUCAAAGGACCAUCAGUCAGUGGUAUUCCCGGCGUCAGAAGGAGAGGGAGAGGAUGGUGCUGCAGCAGGGAAUGGGGCUCGCUGCUGCCCCCAGCGUCACCACCCAGCCCCUCCCUGCAGCCAAGCCCCUCCACUUCAAGCAGGAGGGAAUCAGGGCACCCUUCCCUUUCCCUACGCCACCCUCCCCCCCGGUCCCACGCCAAACCAUCCAGCAAGGAGAGCCCGCCCACGCGCCCAUUCUGCCAGCCCACCUGGAGCAACAACCCCCCGCACUUCCCGGACCCUCCCCAGCCCAAGGACCACAGACGGGCUGCUCUUCACCUUCUCCAGUGUCAAGGACAACGGCUUGGAGGAGGAGGAAGAGGAUUGCGGCGGACACAGAGGAGGGGACAGCCGGGAAGAGAAGGCAAAGUGAGCAUUACGUCUGCUCCAAAUGCGGAUUGCCGAAGCGACGGGAGACUGGCCACAGCCACUUCGGCGGUGUGGGGUUCUGCUCUGUUGCUGCUGGGGGCAAGGACGUGGCCCAGUGGCUGGCGGAAAUGAAGGACGCUAAGGGGCGAGGUGAUGGACACUGAGCCACUGGCUGGGUGGUCGGACGUUUUUAUAUUUGUAAAUAGUUCACUGUUCCCCUCUACCUGGACCGAGACCUUGAGCGCGGUGUAGAGGCUUGUGUGUGUUGAGGACCCUCAGAGCUAUAUUGUCUGUAGUCUAUACGACUACUGGUAGGGUAACCCAUGGUAGGCAGUUCUGAGGCGAGACACCAGACUAACAUCGGUUCGUUCCCAAACAAAAUCCUGUAAAAAACAAAAUACGUUUAGCUAUACAAAUCUUAUCUUCCAUUUCAUUCUGUUUCCCUAUGUAUAGUCUCUUGCUCCCUUUUUAUUUCCCUAUGUAUAGUCUCUUGCUCCCUUUUUAUUUCCCUAUGUAUAGUCUCUUGCUCCCUUUUUAUUUCCCUAUGUAUAGUCUCUUGCUCCCUUUUUAUUUCCCUAUGUAUAGUCUCUUGCUCCCUUUUUAUUUCCCUAUGUAUAGUCUCUUGCUCCCUUUUUAUUUCCCUAUGUAUAGUCUCUUGCUUUUUAUUUCCCUAUGUAUAGUCUCUUGCUCCCUUUUUGUUUCCCUAUGUAUAGUCUCUUGCUCCCUUUUUGUUUCCCUAUGUAUAGUCUCUUGCUCCCUUUUUGUUUCCCUAUGUAUAGUCUCUUGCUCCCUUUUUGUUCCCCUAUGUAUACUCUGUUUUAUCAUUAAAACUCCUUGACUGGG
This is a messenger RNA of Oncorhynchus gorbuscha (pink salmon), 4559 nucleotides long. RefSeq lists its product as uncharacterized. The coding region runs from base 899 to 3880 and encodes 993 amino acids. Lineage: Eukaryota; Metazoa; Chordata; Actinopteri; Salmoniformes; Salmonidae. The record is from RefSeq and is a predicted model, not a curated record. The transcript is spliced from 9 exons.